AUGGCAGAUUCUUCCGAACCACCAGCUGUUGAGACGGCGUCUCAGAGACAAGCUCGCAUUAGGAAAGAGAAGAGAGAAGCAAAGAUUAGGAAUGGUGGAGGUGCAAGGCUUGAUAAAAUUAUUGGCUUAGGUGGUGGUUUGCCCAGAGAGGAAGUUCCAUUGUCAUCGUCAUCGUCGGCAGCCCUUAGCCCUAGAGACCACGCAGAUCCGGACGAAGUAGAUAUCUCAAAUCAUUAUUAUGAACCACAGUCCCGCGCACCUCUCCCCGGAUCUCAAAGCAAUAGGCCAGCGCAACAACAAAUAAAUGAUGAUCAGCUUCGUCAGAUGAUGCUUGGUAUGGAUACGGGCUCCUUGGGUGGUACUCCCGACCAAAAUCCUUUCGCGGCUUUCCCUGGUAUGGGCGCGUCCGGAGAAGAAGGAGGCGCAAAUGAUCCCAUGAUGCAAAUGCUACAACAGAUGAUGGGAGGAAUGGGUGGACCACCCGGUGAAGGUCAGGCUGGCAUGCCUUCUUUUCCAGGGAUGCCCGGAAUGGGAAUGCCAGGGCAAGCUCAAGCUGCCGCUGUCGACCCUUACGCCUAUAUUUGGCGCAUCGUGCAUGCAGCGUUUGCAUUGUCGCUCGGUUUGUACAUAGCACUUACGACAUCAUUCACGGGCACGAAAUAUGCGCGCGAGGCGUCGGGGUUGUCGAAUAAUGGGUUGAGUGCCGAUAGUGUGCAUUUCUUUUACAUCUUUGCAACGGCGGAGGUGGCACUGUUGACUAGUAGGUUUUAUUUGGAAAAGGGGAAUGCAAUGCCGGCGGGGGUGAUAGGGAUGGUGAUGGGGUUCUUGCCGGAGCCGUGGAAGGGGUAUUUGGGUAUGGUGAUGAGAUAUGGGAGGAUUUGGGGGACGGUUAGUGGGGAUGCUAUGGUUUGUGUUUUUGUGUUGGGGGCUUGUGCGUGGUGGAGGGGGAAUUAG
Sclerotinia borealis F-4128 is the source of this 954-nucleotide messenger RNA. The record is from the annotation of a GenBank genome assembly. Lineage: Eukaryota; Fungi; Ascomycota; Leotiomycetes; Helotiales; Sclerotiniaceae.